This is a messenger RNA of Recurvomyces mirabilis, 2790 nucleotides long. RefSeq lists its product as uncharacterized. The coding region runs from base 1 to 2790 and encodes 929 amino acids. The transcript has 3 exons. NCBI's taxonomy places the organism in Eukaryota, Fungi, Ascomycota, Dothideomycetes, Mycosphaerellales, Teratosphaeriaceae. The record is from RefSeq and is a predicted model, not a curated record.
AUGAGCAUGGAGAAGCAGCCUUGGACCGUCAACGGAUGGCGCGAGAAUCGUUACCAGCUAGACGCAGCGAGGUCUAACACCACGGCGCCAAUACCGCUGUCUGCGCCCACCGCCAUCAACCCAGCGUUCCAGAGCUCCAUCCUUGUACAGAAUUACAACCACAGAGACGAGGCCUGGAGACCAGACGGAACAAAGGAACAGAUCUCUACAGACGCUCAUGCGACUGCUGCUCGCCCAAUCCUUGUGUCCGAACGCCAUUCUCCGGCCCCAGGUGGCAACUACGGUCCGCCGCAGCUAAAUUUUGCCUCACCUCAGCAGCCUGCGUCAGGGCCUUGGCGGGGCUUACAUGACGAUCUUCGCAGGAAUAAUGAUACGACGCAAGUGAUAAAUGCUCCACCCUUGACCAUCCAGAUACCUCCGGCUCCCGGUGCUCACAGAUCGUCACCGCCUCUGGCCCAAGUGAAGUCUGAGCUUCCUACAUAUCCUCAAGAUGUACAGACACCGUCAAUCCAAGCACCGUCGCUGCCAUCAUUCGCAUCCUUCCAGAAGCAUACUACCCGCACUGACGAUGCCGAUGUGGAUGGUCCGGAAAUUGCCCCAAUGGCAGCUCGCCUACCUUGUAACACCUGCACUCAAUUAGGGCCCAUGGUUCGCAACGUGGCGAUUGCUGUCGCGGAGCUUGACGAGAAUGUGCAGAUGUACUGCAAUAAAGCGGUGACUAGAUCCCUGGAUAUGCCGACUGACGGGUCUGUGCGAACAGUUCAAUGGGUCCUGGACAGACUACGAUACGCAAAGGGAGAUAUGGUAGAAGCUGGCCGUCGAGUUCAUGCUCCUGCUUAUUUCUUCCCUCAUCCACCUGCGCCGAGUACCGUACCGUCGCGAUUAGACUCGCCACCGCGCAUGUUGAAGCGAUCUGCAAUGUGGGAGAAGGACGAGUACUCUAAUGUCAAGCGCCCUCGCUCUGGAGGUUCGCCAGGUAUGGCGGACAGCGUCAUGUAUGAUCAUCGUCGUGCCUCAGUCGACUUCUCUGGCCGUAGUGCAUAUUCGCCACAAGCAAUCGAAUCUGCGCCUUUGUCCGCCUACCCUCGACAAGGUUCACCCGGAAGACUGUUUCGUCCGCUCCCGUCGCCGUCGUCUCUUGCCUACCCGCAAUCGGCAGCUGCGUCACUCCCGCCGCCAACUGUCCAUCCGGGGUCUCCUACAAUGUCAUACCAGGCCUCGACGUCAAUCCACACAGCGACGACAGACUCUGCGACAUCUGCUCACAUAGCCAAUCUGCAACACCAAGUCACUUUAAAGUCUUUAUCGCUGCAAAGCCUACAAUCCGAGUACUCCACUCUCCUGCAGAAACUACAGCGCGAGAAGCUCAAAAGCCAGACGAUCGAGAAGAAGACCACAGUGUCUGAACAGGAGGUCAAUGACUUGACCGGCAAGAACGAAGAUCUGAGUGAGCAAGUUGUCUCCCUGCAGUCACAGCUCGAGGAGUCUGAGCGCAAGCGUGACAAUGAACGUGUUGAGACCGGAAAAGAAAAGGAGCAAUGGAGCCGUAUGCUCGAUAUGAGCAAUAGAUUGCAAGCAAAAUUGGCUGGAGAACGACAAGGCCUUGCUGAAGAGCGUGAUCACUUGCGGAGAGUGAUUCAGCAUUUAGAGCAGCAGACAAGCAGCCGCACUGACCACGGUCCCAACAGCGCAGUGUCUGCCGAUGGCCUACCAAGUUUCACCUCGGUGAACGGCUCCAAGACCAAGUCGGGAUAUAAUGGGAACGCUAACAGCGAUGCUGAUGGGCUGCGACGUGAAGUCAUGUCCAUGAGAGAAAGAGUUGCCACACUGACCGAGGCGCUUCAAAAAGUCCAAUCGCGCAGCCAGGAGCUGGACGACCACACGCGGCGCAUACAAGAAACUAGAUUUGAGCUGACCAAAACGUUGCGAUCCGUUCUCGGGAACGAUGUUGUAGACGAGACGUCCCCAUCACAACCUCUGCCAAGGACGUCUGUCUCUGAGCCUACUCCGAAGCUUGGCGCGAUUAUUCCUGCGACGCCCAUCGUGAUUGAGCAGCCGUCGCAAGUCACGUCAUACCACAAUGCAUUAACUUCAAAUUUGCCGCCACUGUCUGCGCCGAGGUCUGCCACCAAAGCAUCUGCUUUGCCGACGCCGACAAGCGCUACUGGGCCAAGCAUCGCAGAAAUGAUCAGCGCUGCUAGGGCUACCUCUCCGAACGCAGAAGAGCUGGGCAUAUAUGUACAGCCUUCGACGUCGAGUCCUGAGGAUCUUGUAAGGGCACUCGGACCAGUGCCAGCGCCGGCACCAUUACCUGCCUUCCGCUUCGAAGCGGGCUACCAGCACCAGUCGCAGUCACACGCGCCUAUACCGGCGGACAAGCAGACGCACUCUCCACCCUCGCACCAGCAGCCUUACGGCCACGCCUCGCCAUACAGGCCAUUACCGCCAGCGAGUCAAUAUCAGCAGUGGGGUCACCAGAAGUCGUCACCACCAUCCAGUCACACUUCGCCAGGUUCGUCAGGCCCGGGCGGUUCGUCUCCACGUGACGCCUCGCUGGCGCAAUCACAGCCACAGUCUGCUCCAAUACACGCUGGCUCAUACUCUCAACCUCAACCGCUAUCCGCAGAUAGCCGCCGAAACUCUUUGCGUGGCUUUCCUGACAUGGCAGUCACAUCGCCCGCUCAUGGGCCGGCUGGCUUCCGACAGUGGGAACAACCAGCAGGUCCUACCUCUAUGCCGCCUCCACCAAGACCUAUGACCAUUGCAGACUCGAGGACCGUAGGAUUCUGA